AUGUCCACCACAACCUCAUCCGUCAGCGCAACCAGCACAGCCUGCGGCAGCGGCGUCUGGCAGAUCCCUACGACGGAUGCUGCCUGCGCAGCCGUCAUCCGCGGUAAUGUCACCGAUGUCAUGGACCAAUGCUGCGACGAUGCCUCAACCCACAAGUACGAUAAUGACUGCGCAAUCUACUGUCUCGCCCAAGGCCAAGAUGUUGGCAAGCUUCAGACCUGCAUCACCAGCAAGAGCGGCAACUUCAACGAUGUUUUCUGCAAUGCAGGCCUCAACGCGACGGCCACCUCCACCGGCACCAAGUCUACCUCCACCGGCACAAGCACCAGCACCAGCAGCACUGGUACUUCAACCUCAACCGACAACGCCGCCAUUGUGAACCAGCCCAUCUCGAAGUCGGGCCUUGGUCUGGUCGCGCUCCUGUUCAGCUCCGCCUUCAUGGCUGUUCUCUCUUGA
Molecule: messenger RNA, 456 nt
Organism: Penicillium olsonii
Lineage: Eukaryota; Fungi; Ascomycota; Eurotiomycetes; Eurotiales; Aspergillaceae
Source: the annotation of a GenBank genome assembly